GUUGGGCAGGACCGGCCAUCUCUCUGACACUAUCCUUUUUUUUUUGAGAAGGAUAUCACUCAGUUGACUUAAGGAGGUGUGACAAGCAGAAUUUGUGCAAAACAGCCUACAGAUCUGCACAGAGACAAAUAUGGGGAAUGAGAAUUCCACGAGCAUAGAUGUAACCCAGAAUGGGAAAAUUCCAGAGAAACAUGAAAAUGGAGCAGUAAAUGGCCUUUCUCUGAACAUCACACCUAAUGGACUAACAGUUGAUGUCACUGAUGAAACUGUAAUGCAGCAAAACGUGGAGCCCACAUCACAAGACCCUCCCGAAGAACCGAAUGAGAAAAAUGAUGUGGUUGUGGAAUCUGAGAGUCAACAAACUGACACUCCAGUUACCUCUGAAAAACCAGAAAUCACCCUCCAGAUGGAAGAGGUUAAGACACCCAAGGAAGGAAAAAAAAUCAGUUUUGGCAAAAUAUUCAAAAAGAAGACAGAGAAAGUUAAGGUUGUUCAGGAAAAAGAAACUUCAAGUGAAGAUCAAACAGAUGCAAGUCCUCCUGCUGCUGAUCCAGAGCCAGAAACAGCUAACCUAAAGCAAGAAUCAGAAUCAUUACCGGAGCCAGAGAGGGUGACUGCAGACCCUGGUCCAGAAGAGGAGGGAAAAGCUCCUGAAAGUGACAGUGGAAACAGCCGAGUUGAGGAAAACCAGGAGGAGACUACAACAGAAGAGAAUCCAGUUAUGAACUUCUUCAAAACACUAGUGACUCCCACUAAAACAUCCAAAAAGGAAGCAGCUGCUCCUGAUGCUACAAAAGAUCAGUCCCAGCAGGAGAGCCAACCAGAAGCAGCUGCCACUGCUGCACAAGCAUCUGAACCACCUGCAGCACCCAAAGGAAUGUCUAUCCCACCGCCUCCCCCACCGGAGCCACCGAAGCUGGAAGUCAAAGGAGAGCCAGCUGCUAAACCUGUGAAACCCACACCAAAGGAAGAACCAAAACCUGCUGCGAAAGCAACCGAGUCCCCAAAGGGAAAAUCAGCCAAAGAUACUCUGAGCAAAUUGUUCCGCUCAAAGGUACGGAUAGGGUUCAAGGCAUCCAAAGACAAGGGUUCUUCAAGUGGAGCCAAAGCCGCGACCACAACAGCAGCAGUGAAAAUGGAUGCACCAGAGCCAGCCUUAGAAGUUGAGGUACAGCCAGUUGUAGAAGUACAGGAGACACCAGUGGAGGUACCACAGCCAGUUGUAGAAGUGAAGAUUGAAAAUAAUGCAGACACUCAGGAGACAGCAGCAGAGGUGCCAGAGCCAGUUGUAGAGGAGGAGAAGGUGGAUUCCUCUAAAGCCGGCACCCUGGAGGCCGCCGCCAAGCCUGAACCACCACCACCUGUUCAGGAAGAGAAGAAAGCAGACACAAAGUCAUCCUUCCUUUCUUUCUUCAAACCUAAAGUACUGUUAGACCACAUGACCACAAAAGUCCAAGCAGCCUCUACAAGUGGAGUUCGGCUCCUAAGGAAAACUACUGGAGGGGCUACUGAACCUAAGAAGUCAACCCCUGCUCCACCUGCAGCAGCAGCAGCAGCAGAGGCAGCGCAGCCGGCGAAAACAAAGGAGGAACCUAAAGCAGCUAAGGCGUCUGAGGCAGCUGCAGACAGCAAACCGGCGUCAGCGGCCCCCCAAGGUGCAGAUGAUGCAGCCAACAUCCCCAAAAAGCUGGAGAAGAGAAACUCCAUCCAGCUGUUCUUUAAAAAUCUGGGUCAGAAACGUCAUUCCACAGACGCUGGGGUCCAGACAGAGCCGGCAGUUGCUGCUCCAUCAGCUGAGAAGGCCAAAUGAAACCAAAAAAAAGAAAAAAAGAAAAGAAAAAAAAACCAUCCCAUAUGUUAUGUUAUCCUCUGUACAGACACCAACUCUGUUUCUUUCUUUCUCUCCCUCUGUCUCUCUCUUUCCCAUCACUCUUUCAAACCCCUACUGAACAUUACAAUUAUUUUUACUUAAUUUUUAGUUUUUAUUACAGUUAAAUCUUGUAUUGAGUAAAAGAAAGUGGUGGAAAGGAUAAGAGCAAGUGAACAGUUAAAAAAAAAAAAGAAAAGAAAAGAAAGUGAACUGAUGGAAAUUUGACAUGGCCUACUUAAUAGUAAGGUUGUUGAGAUAUACAUAUAUAUUUUUGGAUCAUAUAAAUGUCUUGACAAGUAUUGCAUGUAGGUGAGAAACAUUUUUCUAUAAUGUGGCUUCUUUCUCUUUUUGCCGCUAAUGACAUACUGGGCUUGUGUAAUUUAACAUGCUUUGCUUUCAGCAGUUAAUGAAGUUGCCCAAGACAUUUAAACACAUUGUAAUAUUUCUUAUUUUAUCACAGAAAAACACACUUGUGUGUCUAUAGAGAAAUUAAUAUGAUAUGAUGUGGGAAAAGACACUCAGAACUACGUGAUAGUAAAAUUAACAGAUAAUGGAAGGGUAAAAACAAGGUGUACUUACAGGUUAUUUUCUCUUAAGAUACAAGUGCACACAUACAUAUCAAGUUUGGUUUAACAGUCAUUUAUUGGGCCAUAUAGGAGAUCACAAUCUUUACUUUUCUGUUGGGAUCUGAUUGUAAGUAUUCAUGUUACAGAUAAACUAAUGCAUCUGGAUUUACAACACAAUACGGUUGUAAAUCAGGUGAAUGUCCUGUGGUAUGUUUUGCAAUAGUCAUAAAUCAUUUGAUUAACUUUUAAUUUGAUUGCAGCACUUUGUUUUAUGAUAUUUAAUGGAUGUCUUGCGUUGUUAUAUGUGGCAUAUGUGAAAUUAAUAUCAUGCUUUGGUUUGCGUAUACUAUAUGUGUAUGUGUACAGUAUCUUCAGAUAUCUUGAAGACAAUAAAUAUCUUCACCCUU
Sphaeramia orbicularis (orbiculate cardinalfish) is the source of this 2843-nucleotide messenger RNA. RefSeq names its product brain enriched myelin associated protein 1 (gene bcas1). The record is from RefSeq and is a predicted model, not a curated record. Bases 131 to 1810 code for a protein of 559 amino acids. Lineage: Eukaryota; Metazoa; Chordata; Actinopteri; Kurtiformes; Apogonidae. The transcript is spliced from 16 exons. Gene Ontology annotation, biological process: myelination.